AUAGGUUCAGGUUUGUAGCAUGCAUUCCCACUCUUAAGAAUCAGAGAGUGAAACAAGUGGUAUAGACUAUGUUACCUGUCCUACUUUGACCUGGAUCAAAAUAAUGCCUGCACUGAUGUGUGUGAAGCAGUCAACAAGUGAACUCUAAAAAAUAAGAAACAGGCUGUAACAAAAUCUAUUCCUAAUAAUUCAACUUCUUUCUUUUGUAGCAAAAAGUUGAUUUAAAAAGCUGGUAAACACUUUUAUUAAUCAAAAGGUAUUUAAGAUUUUAUAGUUGAGAUUUUGUGAAUGUGUAGACCGACGAGUUGAAAAACCACAAUGCAUGCCGACAAGACAAUGCGUGGGCUUCCUGCUGUAGCCUUUCUGCUGUCAUCUGAGCUCGUGUGGUUAGACCAAAGUAAAGAGGUGCAAUACAGGAUGUUAGAGAUGAGGGUCUCAUGAAACAAAAAACAAAACAAAUAAAAUGCAGCAAACAUAAUCCUUUAUGUACUCCCGUCCUUAGAUCCUAAAUAUCAAAAUUGCUGGUGUUAUGAUUAGAACAUGCAUUUUUGACCAUAAAUAUAGACACAGAUUAAUGUGUGAUGUGGGGAUAUUUUUUUUUAUUUGUUCAUUUACUUAUUUACAGACUUAAAUAACUUUACAAUCUGGUUUGUAAAAAUCAGUAUAUUUUGGUGAAUAUCCAUAUCCUUGUUUUUUCAGAGGAUGAAACUCUUAAUAGGACACAUGCAUAAUAAAAUGAUUUGUUUUAAUAUAAUUUAAUAAUUUUUUUUUCUAUUUAAAGACAUCAUUUAUAUUUAUAGAAUGGAAUUUUAACAUGACAUUGCACAUAUGAGAGUAUUUGAAGUGCAGGGUGGGGAAAGUGCAGGGUGAAGCAUUUGAAGUGCAGGAUGGUUUCAGACUCAGUUGCAAGCAAAGGUGUGGGCGUUCAGCAUUGGCUGUUCUUCUCUCACCAUGCUGCUCUUUUCAUCUCAAACCCGUGUGGUUAGAUCAAAACAAGUAACAGCAUCCAGAAUGGCAGCAGACUGUCAGGCACAGUAGAGUCAACCGACAAAAAGAACACCUGCUCAGUCGGCAUUGACCUUUAUGGGAUAAAAAUCUGUAGAUUUGUGCAACACGGAGAAAGCCACACCAAUAUGCAAUAGUGACUUUAUGGAUGAUAUCUAAAAUAUAUGACAUCCAAACCCUAUCACUUAUGAGCUCUUGUUACUAAUACCACACCAGCACAAUUUCCUUUUUGGCCUCUGAGUUCAUAAAGCUCACGUCUUGGCACUCAGAACAUCAGUAAUGAAAAGUGACAGGCUUUUGCAGACUGACAUACUGACUGGAAGUUUAUUUCUGAGUUAGUGAAGUAGUCAUUUUAGGACAGUGCUUCUCAAACCUGUCCUGAGGACCACACCACCACUGCAAAUUUGGUGUCUCCCCCAUCUAACAUACCUGAUUCAAUUCAUCAGCUCAUUAGUUCAAACUGCAAGAUUUUAAUUGGGUGCGUGUCUGAUGAGGGAGACAUCCAAAAUGUGCAAUGGUGGGGUUCCCCAGAACAGGUUUGAGAAGCGCUGUUCUAGGAGGCCUGAGGAAGGUGAUGUGGUUCCAUUGCCCCAUUUCCUGAAACACCAAAGUAAAUGCCAUUUUCAGUCACACUGGGUGGCGUUUGAUUUUAGGAGUGUUGAUACAUCUAACAUUCUUUCAGACCUUUGGAACUGCAGACAUGAGCACCUUGACGCAUUGUUGGAGGCUGUUAUAUUUUUGCAUUUUUGCUUCACACACUACUUACUCAUUCCUCAUGAGUCAGUCUCCAAGCUUCACACACGUCUCAGUCGGUGACACUGUAAAAUUAACAUGUACAUUUGAGCAGAAAGUUUCUUACUGCUAUACUGCUGCAACAUGGCAAAAGUUGAACCUGCGGACUGGUAAACUCACACCAGUGAGGUCUGUCUCACAGUCUGAUUCACUUCAACAUGAUGAUAAAACUUGCAUUGUUAGUUUUACAAAUGUAACACCGAACGAUUCAGGUUUGUACUAUUGCAUUAGCCAUCACAACUCAAUGGUUAUUGUCGGCAGUGGAAGCAGGGUGAUCGUAACAGACCCCUCUUUUGUGGAAGCAAAACUAUCCAUCUUAUACUCACCACAAGAACCUGACUCAUCAUCAGUACUGCUGCAGUGUCUUGUGACCGGAGUCGUCCCGUCUCAAGUGCGGGUGUUCUGGAUGAUUGGAGAGAAAGUCCAUGUUGGAUGGACUGAAUCAGCCUGGACAGAUGCCACUGAUUCAGCCACAGAAUUCACACGUGCUCAUCUCUCUAUUACUACAAAGGAGUGGACAGAAGACGAUGAAAUCCAAUGCUUUGCUGAAUAUAAUGGCAAGAACAUCUCCAAAACUGUGAAGCGAUAUGAAACCAAACCAAUCUACUCCUGGCUUCUGUACACUGGCUGUGUGGCAGCGCUCCUUACCAUACUUGUAACCAUCAUUAUGUCUGUGGGAUUAUACCAUGAUAUGUCAAUGAACAAAAAAUCCAGAGGGCUCACAAGAAAAGAUGCUCACCGCAAAAUUUCAUAUGGUAAACAGAACACACUGAGAGGAGAGAGUUCAUCUGUUAUAAAAGGCACAGAAAAUUGUGAAGACUGAACUAAAAUUUUUACUGUAUCUGUGUCUUCAGAAAAAGACUGUUUUUGCUGUUUCAAAACAACUAUUUAAUGUGCCCUAUUUAGAACAUUUACAGAGAGAUUUUUGUUUAUAGUUUUGUUUGUUGCCAAAAAGAUGAAUUAUUAAAUUACAAGCAAGCUAUAAAUAUGUAUUUUAUGAACAAUACUUGUGAUAAUAUUAAAUGGAAAAAAGAUUAUUGUGGUUGUUACUGAAGUUUGAUGGAAAUAAUUUUUGCCCGAAAGUUUGUUAUAAAACUAAUUUUGCAUUGAGGGGAGUGAGCUCUUAUUUGUUAUAUUGGUCAAAGUUUUAGCUUGGCAGUGGUCACUACGAAUGUCAUGGAAUGGAAAAGAGCUAUGUGCAGAUUCUUUAAAAAUGUUCCUUUGUAUUACAUGGCCUUCUAGAUCAUUUGAUUCUGACUGGUCAGUUGUGGCACGGAGCAAUUAAAUAAUGACCAGUAAACUGUAUAUUUAAUGGUUGACUGUGGCAACAUAGCUGUGCUGCUUGCAAGUUUCUUCUAUUUGUCUCUCUCUCUCUAUUCAUACUAAAAUAAGUUGGAAUAAAUCAUCUUGCAUCUCAAAACAAGUAGCAAACUAAAAAUGGUUGGAGAACUUAUGGUUUAAUUUGAAUAUUUAUGCAAUGCUAUAAUAACGUAACUACAGUUGGAUUUGGAAUAACAUAAGGGAGUAAAAUACUCUAUUAAACAGUAACACGCAACAUAAAAUAAUUUGUGUGAGAUGGAGUGAGAAAGUUGCUACUUUUUUUGGAAACCCAGCCAACUGCCGUGAUUGAAGUCUUGUUAGUGUGCUCACUGUGAUUUACUCCUUUUUGUAUGUUAGAUAUAUUUUGUGGUGGUUUUUAACCAAUAACACUUAAAGAAAAUGUUUACAUAUUACAUAUUUGUUGCAACAAAACUAUGCUUUUGAAAAUUUUUUACCAAACAAAUCUUGUACUACCUUGUACUAAAAAGUCAGCCAACAUUUUAUCAUUUUAAAAGUUUGUCCAGUGUUUCUCGGAUCCCAUCAGUCAUGAACAGGACGUGUGUCCAUCAAAAGAAUUUGUAAUUAUAUGUAUUAUGUGAAAUAGCAAAAAAUAACCCUUGUAAGGUUCAUUAUCACAUGGAUUUGAAUUCUUCUUUUUUUAAGGGUGCUAGUGGAAAAGAUGUCGGAAUAUUCUAAUUUAAAUGUAAAAGUUAAGAAAUAAAUCAUAUUGUCUUAUAUUAUCUGUUCUUGUUUUUAUGUCCAUGAUCAUAAAUAUUUAUUAGUUAGAAAUUGUAGGUUUCCCUAUAUAGUUUCUCUGUAUUCUGUCCUCUUGAAAUUGGAUUUAAUAAUACCCCCUCUGGAGGAUAUCACACACUUUCCAGACCACUUUCAAGAGAAGUUCGUAUUAUUGUGUGAAAUGUUUGAUGAGUUAUAUUUGUCCAAAAUGAAGACAGGCUCAUUAAAAAAUAUCACCUUUAGUUCUAUUAAAAAUGAGGACAUGAAAAUGAGGAGAGUGGAACCAAUUAUAUUGCCUUACGUUUCCUAAAAUUAAUAUUAAAUGGUAAAAUGCACUCCAGUUUAAUUUUUCCUGUCAGUCUCAUGCUUGCAUGUUUGUAUCUUAUAUGAACCAUACAAAAAAUAUGAAGAAGAAUAUUAAACACGACUGACUCUGUGGCAAUGGUCACACCUGAACCGGCACAUCUUCACCAAUAGAUACAUACAUAAAAAUUACAUUGUAAAACGUGAGCCUUAUUAUUAACAUAAACCUCUAAGAAAAAAUCAGUAUGUUGAGUUGAGGACUAAUCUAUCAUGAGAUUCCUGUUAUAUUUGUGCAACACAAAAGAGCAGAUCCUCACCUCUUAUUUUUGACAGAAACUACUUAAAAAAAAAAAAAAAAUGCUCAUAAGGUUGACAUUAGGUCAUAUUCUAUUAUUUAAUAUUAUUAUAGUUUCUCAGACUGUACUUUUUAUUAUUACUAAUAAAACUGGUUACAUAAGCCUGUUUGAGAUUUGUAAUGUAUGGAUAUUUUUUAUAAUGUAUGCAUAUUUUUUGUGAUAGAUUGAAAAACCUCAGUCAGUGCUUGUAACAAGAUAAUGUGGCCUCUUGUAGCCUUAGGAAUUUACCGUAAAAUGUAUCUGGUCAAAAUAAA
Molecule: messenger RNA, 4765 nt
Organism: Megalobrama amblycephala (Wuchang bream)
Lineage: Eukaryota; Metazoa; Chordata; Actinopteri; Cypriniformes; Xenocyprididae
Product: immunoglobulin kappa light chain
Exons: 8
Coding region: 1706-2620 (304 amino acids)
Source: RefSeq, a predicted model, not a curated record